Molecule: messenger RNA, 1031 nt
Organism: Octopus bimaculoides (California two-spot octopus)
Lineage: Eukaryota; Metazoa; Mollusca; Cephalopoda; Octopoda; Octopodidae
Product: large ribosomal subunit protein uL15m
Biological process (GO): translation
Cellular component (GO): mitochondrial large ribosomal subunit
Molecular function (GO): structural constituent of ribosome
Source: RefSeq, a predicted model, not a curated record
UGACCUUGGAAUGAUUCAAGGGAAAUAACUCUAUCAAUGUGGUUUCCAUUUAAAAAUGGCGGCCGGUAAUACAACUCGUGCGUUGCGAAUGCUUCGCGAUUUACCUCGAGUUACUCUUUCCAAUCUAUCGCCGCUACCACAAAAAGCAUCAAAACGAAAGGAGCUUAAGAAACGAGGAACCUGUCGUGGUGGAAAUUCAGGACGAAGUGACACAGGUCAAAAAAAACAUGGAAAUCUUCCUAGACUUGGUUUUGAAGGAGGAAAUACUCCAUUUUAUUUAAUGAUUCCAAAGGAACCAUUUUAUAAAGGCUGGCACUUGCGUAAAAGCUACAGUCCUUUAAACAUGUUGUCAUUACAAAGAAUGAUAGAUCUUGGUCGGAUUGAUAAAAACUCACCCAUUGAUAUUGUUAGUGUCACAAAUACAAGGCUCUUCACUUUAAACCCGGUGCAAGACCAUGGGAUCUGGCUGACAGAAGAUGGAGCUGAUAGCUUCAAGAGCUGUAUCAACAUAGAAGUCCAGUGGGCUAGUGAGCUGACUAUCGCUGCAAUUGAGAAAAAUGGUGGCAGAAUUACAACUCGUUAUUAUGAUCCUAUGUCACUGGUAGCCUUGGCUGAUAUCAAGAAAUUUUUCCAGUCAGGGAAACCCAUUCCACGAUGUCAUUUACCAACACAAGAUUGCGUGGAAUACUAUACCAACCCAAAAAACCGUGGCUAUCUUGCUGAUCCUGAUCUUGUACAAGAAGCACGCAUAGAACUUGCUCAGAAAUACGGUUACACAAUACCAGAAGUUGACGAAGACACCAAAAAUUUAAUGUUAGAAAGCAAAGAUCCUCGUCAAGUUUUCUUCAAUUUACAACCCGGCUGGAUUGUUAACCUAAAAGAGAAAGUAAUAUAUAAAACUACAGAUCCAGAAUAUGAACAAUUUUACCAAUCUUAACCGUUAAUGUGAUUAGUAUUAUUGGAUGAUGUGUUUUGAUAGACUGAGAAUUCUCCUUUAUAUUUUAGCAUUAAAUAAUUUUUAUUUCUUUUAA